Messenger RNA from Branchiostoma floridae (Florida lancelet), 1894 nucleotides. RefSeq lists its product as uncharacterized. Gene Ontology annotation, cellular component: membrane. The transcript is spliced from 5 exons. Bases 344 to 1150 code for a protein of 268 amino acids. The record is from RefSeq and is a predicted model, not a curated record. NCBI's taxonomy places the organism in Eukaryota, Metazoa, Chordata, Leptocardii, Amphioxiformes, Branchiostomatidae.
GCGUUUUCCCUCUCUCCGAGUUUCUCUUUGAACCCGGAGGCAGCUCCGAGCCGCAUUAUGUCAACAGUCGCCACACGGAACAGGGGGAACUGCUAUCCUUAACGCAUUCCCCAUCCUCACGGGCGGGGGCGAUAGCUGGACUCUCCUGACAUCGUCUGCGCAAACCUACGGUCAUCCUGGGCGAUGGAGGAAUUGAAUUGGGCAGAGGAUAGCUCCGAGUUAAGAGAUUGAUAGUUUUCCUGGUCAGGAGAUCAAAACUACAGUUCGUGUACCCUGCGUUUUAAGGACUAUUUCUAUAUGGACUACGUGAUUUCAGAAGUCUGAGUUAGGACUGACUGGUGCCAUGGCGGAAAGUAUUGACACCAGAGGAACUUUUCAUCAAGUGGAACCAUUUGAAGACAGCGGUGCGGAGACCCAAGUGGCCAUAUUGGAACAGUUAGAAUGGGAAGAAGAACAGAGAAGACAGAAGCAGAGGGGCAGAUGUCGCUGUCAUUGGAAAUACCCCUGCACGAUCCCCGGGAUAGUCAAAAUCGUGGAAAUGAUCCUGGAUAUGAUAGCGUUCCUGUGCGUGGCCUGCUCUGACUGGUACUCCGACUUCCACUCCACCUAUCGCUUCUUCGAGUUCGUGUCUAUGACAACCUUUUGGAUCACCUUGACUCUGAUGGUGUUGUACAUCACCCUGACUAUCUUCAUGUGCCCCAUCAACUGGUCACUCUUUGAGUUUAUCUACUGCUGUAUAGCAGUUAUCCUGUACAUCUUCGCCUCGUGUUUCCUGGCAGCAAGAGCGUACAACAUUGGCGGGCUGGCGGCUGGAACGGUGUUUGGUUUCUUCGCGGCUAUCGCCUACGCGGUUGGCGCGCUGGUGUCGUGGUGGGAGUGCCGACACCCUGAGUGGGACCUGCGCGGGCUGGGAGAGGAGGACUCCUGGCUGCGGGGAGGGACUCCCUGGUGGGCACCCGAGAUCCAGGCCAAACGUCAUCCCAGAGUCGUCAUCUCCAAGGAAUUCUACGCCACGCCUAUACCCGAACACUGUAGCCGACAAAACACGCCGAGGUCCACCCCGAAAGCACAGCCCAAAAUGAACCUGGACACCCAGAACGGUCUACAACCGCUGCCUGAACAGAACAACGUGAACGAGGCUUCCCGGUAGCACGACUACGUACAACAACGCCCCCUAGCGGAUCUUGCACAAACUUGUCGGACACCAACAGUUAUAUACUAGACAAGACAAUGAAGAAGAAUUUAGAUUCAGAUAACAUGAUACUUCACAACAUUGGUGCCAAAAUAAAAACCUUUCAUAUGUGUAAGUGAUGGACUUCUUACAUCCCAAAUGACUAAUAGAAUAUGCAAGUCAUCAAUUCUAUAGUGUUGUUUGUAAUCGUAAUUUGUGUUUUUGUGGCCAUGUAUUUGCAGUUGCUUGAUACCAUAACUAUUAUUAAGUAUACCCCUAUGACAAGGUCAUGCAUUUCUAUCUUACUCUGCUAAGUGCAAGGAUUUCUACUAUGAGUGAAGUCCUAUUGUUGCAGUGUAUUGCUUUCAAAUAACCGUAGAAGAUGCCAAAUUGUCUAACUUAUCAUGUAGAUAUUGUAAACAUUCUAUGAUCUUCUGUCCCGAUUAUUUAUAUUAGUGUAAUUACUCAGGAAAAAUGUUAGACACCGAUGAGAGCUGAAGCUAUUGGCACACGUAAAACGUUAUUUUGUAUCCUGUACUUUUCGCUUGCAACAAAACCUAAUAUAUACACUGUUGAGCAGCUAAAUGUAUGUCUAAUGUCCUACCAUCCUUUGAAUGAAGAAAGAGAAAAGUUUACCAAGUUGGUAGAAAUAGUUCCCUUUCUCUGAUUUCCCUGUAUGUAUCAUGUGCUUUUUGAAAGAAUACAAUGUCAUCAGCCUUUGCA